Caenorhabditis bovis is the source of this 1452-nucleotide messenger RNA. The record is from the annotation of a GenBank genome assembly. Lineage: Eukaryota; Metazoa; Nematoda; Chromadorea; Rhabditida; Rhabditidae.
AUGGCUGCUGAUGUUCUCUCUACUGGUUUUUGGGAAAUUGGAAAUUACAAGCAUAAUGUUAAAAGGAUUAAGGAUGGCCUUGAUCAACUUGACGACUUCUCGAAAAUGAAUCGUGAGCGCGCUGAAAUUGAGGCGAAGUACAGCAAAAUGCUUGCCAAUUAUUCGGAAAAAUGGCGAUUGCAUGUCGAUCGAGCUGUUCCAACAGGAUGCAUAAAAACGGUUUGGAAUGCACUUAUUGAGGAAGCAAUUACCACUUCAAAUGUUCAUAAUAAUUUGAAAGAGCACUUGUUAGAAGAUGUCAUUAAAGAAACAUCCAAUUAUCGAAAAAACAACCUUCACGUUUCGGUAUUCAAGGGACCAAAGGAAAUUCGUGAAAUCGAAGACGGCUAUGAUAAGGCACAAAAGCCGUGGAAAAAACGAUACGAUAAGAUGGAAGAAAAACGGCAGAAGUAUUUCAGCGCGUGUCGGCAGGAAAAAUCAGCUCUUGUAAAUUUGCAAAAUUGCCAGGCGGAUUCGUCAAUUUCUGCCGAUGGCACAACCAAAUUUCGAGAACGUCAUGAAAAAAUGAAAGAAGAAGUUCAAAAAACUCGCGUGGAAUAUGAAAAAGCAUUAGCGAAUUUGAAUGAAUACCGUAGCGUUUAUGAAGAAGCUAUGAAUCAUGUCUUCAAAUGCUGUCAAGAUCGGGAGCUUCAAAGAUCGCAGUUUUUGAUUGAUAUGAUAUCGAUUACUCAGAAGUUCGAGCUCGAUCUUAUCAAAAACAGCCAAUUGGCUGGACUUCAUCAGCAGUUGGAGCAAACCAUUCUAAGCUCAAACACAGAAGCAAUCAAAAAAGAUUUAUCCCAAUGGUCGAAAGUAUACGGCGUCGAAGCUAACUGCCAAUGGCCAGUUUUUGUCGAAUAUUCUCCAGAAAUUCGCAAUAUUGCUUCCAAAGGUGGUUCAGCAGCUAAAACUGUUGGUGGUGUAGUUCUGACCAGACAAAUUAUUGUUAAUGAUGACGUUCCCCCAUUAUCUACGGCUUCUAUUUCGGCGCCAUCAAUCACUACAAAUGUAUCAACAAAUUUUGAAACCGGAAAAGGUAGCCCUAAGAGUAGUAGCGAUUCUGAUACAAACACAUUUGAUAGCCGAAAACACAACAAAUACAACAGUAAGAAAUUACAACAACAUCAACAACAAAACUGGAAUCAAGCCAAUGGACCUGAAUCUCCUCCAUUGUCCACUGCAACGCCUGACUCUUCAAAGUAUGGAGACUUUGAAGAAUUCACAAUCUGCAAGACAGGAGUGGUGUUGUAUGAUUACAAACCAGCUGAGAACGACGAGAUUCAGUUGCAAAAAGGAGAAACAAUUGAUGUUUUAAGUGAACCUGACUCGCUUGGCUGGUGUACAGGACGUAGUAAAGGGAACAUCGGCUUAUUCCCAGCUAGCUACGUACAGUGCAUUGAAAAAAAAAUGUAA